Messenger RNA from Camelus dromedarius (Arabian camel), 2264 nucleotides. RefSeq names its product TLC domain containing 3A (gene TLCD3A). Gene Ontology annotation, biological process: lipid homeostasis. The record is from RefSeq and is a predicted model, not a curated record. The transcript is spliced from 5 exons. Lineage: Eukaryota; Metazoa; Chordata; Mammalia; Artiodactyla; Camelidae. Bases 104 to 880 code for a protein of 258 amino acids. Gene Ontology annotation, cellular component: membrane; endoplasmic reticulum.
AGGGUAGAAAUAGCGGCGGGCGGGCCGCGCCAGUCCCGGAGCCGCGCGGAGCCGACCGAGCCACGCCGAGGGCGCCAAGCGAGGCGGCCGAGCCCGAGCACCCAUGCUGCUGCCGCUGGCCUGGGGCUCGCUCUUCUUCCCGGGGCUCUUCGGGCUCUGCACCUGGGGGCUGCGGCGCGCGCGGCCCGCCUGGACCCACAGUGACUGCGUGAUGAUCAGCACCAGGCUGGUUUCUUCAGUGCAGGCUGUGUUGGCCACCGGGUCCGGGAUCAUCAUCAUCCGUUCCUGUAGAAACGUGGUCUCCGACAGGCACUGGCUUGCUCGAGAAUAUGUCUGGUUUUUGAUUCCAUACAUGAUCUAUGACGCCUACGCCAUGUACCUCUGUGAAUGGUACCGAACCGGGGACCAAAACAGCAGACAUUCCCUCACCAUUUUCCGAAACUUCCUAAGUAAAAACCGCCUCAUGAUCACACACCACGCAGUCAUUCUCUUUGUCCUUGUGCCGGUCGCACAGAGGCUUAGGGGAGAGCUUGGGGACUUCUUUGUUGGCUGCAUCUUCACGGCAGAACUGAGCACUCCAUUUGUGUCGCUGGGCAGAGUUCUGAUUCAGCUAAAGCAGCAGCACACCCUGCUGUACAAGGUGAACGGAAUCCUCACGCUGACCACCUUUUUCUCCUGUCGGAUCCUUCUCUUCCCCUUCAUGUACUGGUCCUAUGGCCGACAGCAGGGACUGAGCCUGCUCCAGGUGCUGUUCAGUAUCCCUUACCACUGCAACGUGGCCAAUGCCAUCCUCAUCGCUCCCCAGAUCUACUGGUUCUCUCUGCUGUGCAAGAAGGCAGCCCGGCUCUUUGAUGCUCCCCCGACCAAAAAGGAUGGUUAAGUGCUCCCGGGAGUCAAGCAGUAAGGGUGCCUCCCCACACUAGCUGCCUCCUCCACUCCAGUAUUCUGUGGACCAAACUGUGCCCUGGGUGGCCUCAGCCUUUUGGGUACUGAUAAGCAGAUGGCUUUGAGUUUUUCUAAAGAGUAUUCAGAUUACCUCCCUCUUCUAACCUGCCCCUUUGGCAAAAGCACUUUUCUUGUAAUAAUGACUAUUGGAUCCUGUCAGACCUCUGUCAGCAGCACGGCGGUUUGAACGCAAGCCCAAAGUGAUAAGUAGUGGGGCACCUGCCUGGCCCUGAUGGAGGUGGGCUCCCCACCUGUCCAACCACUAAGGGCAGUAUCCACACUUCCUGGGUCAGCAGAAGCAAGUGAUGACUCGGUUCUCAAAAUAAUUUCUUGUGACACUGGCCUUGGAAAAUUGUUGUGGGUCGGCAGUUCUUCACUGUUUGCUAGAUAACCCACUGGUCCUUUGCCUCAUCCUUUCAUCCGUGUGCCAGCGUUGAAUUCUCCUAUCUACCGACUUCCAAUCAGAAAUCUCAGGCAGGAGGCAGGUAUGGGAGCCUGAAGCACUUGAGUAGGUAGGAAGGCCAACAGGUCAGCCCCUCUGCAGGCUGACUUGGCAAGACCAAUGUCCAACUUGUGAGCCUGUUGCCAACAGUCACAGAUGUUACUCCCUUUUUACCAUGGCCCCCAAGCCCAACUUUCCGCACAUCCACACACACGGAACGUGCUUGUUAAAAACUAUAGGGGUAAAGUGAAAUGAUGGCUACCGCGCUAUUCACUGGGUAACCCCACCCUCUGACACUGUCCUUUUCAUAUGAAGUGGAAAUGGACUUCUGUAUUCUCAAUCACAAGACGUCUCACCUAGAUUGCUUCCUGAUAAGCCAGAGCUUGUGGUCCAAAGCCUGUACCUAUGUGAGUUACCACCAUUUAGCCACAGAAGGCUGGAGACUAAGAAUACAGGACAGCCCUGGCCGAAGUACGUGGACUGACUCCUCCACCUGCUGUUUGCAAAAAGGAUCCUCUGGUGCCAACACUAACUGUCCCUUAUCAACAGGGAUGGAUUUUAGAAACUGCUACCAUGAAGUUUUUUCCCAAGUGGUAGUGAAAAACUAGAUUUUUUAAAGUGCCUUUUAAUUCAGUGUUGUCCGUGAACUUUUGAAGUACUGAGCGUGUAACAGUGUCUCAAAUUUUGACUAUUUCAGUCUUUAAUGGGUGCCAUUUAAAAAAAGUAAAAUGCUGGUUUUUUGUUUUUUUUUUUUACUGUUUUGUUUACUGUCGGUGUAUCUAUAAAUCACCCCUGUGGUGAUUAAAUUGCACUAAUAUUUUCCAACUUAUUCUCGUUUGUGAAAUACAUCCAUGCCUAAGACCCAUCCUGGAACUGA